ACUAAGCACCUAGACUUUUCCCGCCUCCGAGAGCCUAUCCUGGCCUUAGCAGCGCCUGAAGUUAGAAAAAGAAAAGUGUAUACUCUAAGAGUUUGGCAGAGCACAGGAAAGGGCAAUGCAAAAAAGAAGUGGGACCCAGGGGUAAUUCCUAAACAGCGACUGGCGUUCAAUUUUUAAAUAACACUAGGUUUCUAAGCAGGCUCCCUCGUAAUGACUUCUGGGAAGUGUAGUCCUCGUGAAGGUACGAGAGGGUUGCCUGCCGCGACCGGAACUACAUCCUCCAGAGGGAAGCGCGGCGUUGCCUAGGAAGCUUACUGCCUAGCGUUCCAACGGCUCUCUGGAAGGGAGGACUGGCUGGCAGCGAGAACCAGGUGCACCUGGGACUGUCGUGUUAAAGUCCAAGUGUGGCAACUAAAUUGUUCUUGAUGGGAUAAUGUAUGCUGAAUUUAAGCACAGUGCGAUAGGAAGCUAUCGUAAGCCUCCAGAUAAAAUAACUAACCCUUCAUUUGCAUACCAUGAAGCAGCACCUCAAGAUAAUCUGCCUAAGAAGUUGGAGCCCGUUUCUAUUCCAAACAGCCAUGCUCUUUUGUUGGCCCUGAAAACUCUUCAGGAUAAGAUUCAUCGACUAGAGUUAGAGAGGACACAAGCUGAAGAUAACCUGAAUACCCUUUCCCAAGAAGCUGCAUUGUAUAAAAAAGCCUUGCAGAAUGAAAAUAAUGAGCGAGAUCUGGCACACCAGGAACUGAUAAAGCAGAGAAAAGACAUAAGUGCACAGCUCAGUGCUGCCCAGAUUCGCUGUUCUAUUCUAGAGAAACAACUGGAACUCACAAAGAAAAUGGUUUUGAAUGCAGAACAGGAAAAGAAUUUUACCCUAGAACAACAACAGUGGGAAAAGGGUCAGGAUCAGAUGAAGCUGAAUGAGAAACUUGAAAAACUUGAAGUCUUAGAAAAAGAAUGUGUCAGGCUGACAACUACUCAGAAGACAGCUGAGGAAAAGAUUAAACAUUUAGAGCAAAAACUUAUUGAGGAAGAACAUCAGCGUAAGCUAAUUGAAGACAGUGCUGCUCAGCUUCAAAGUGGACUUGAGAUCAAUAGAAUUUUAAUGUCUUCAGCUCUACCUUCACAACAAAACAAGAAAAAGAAAUCUGCAAAGGAAAAAAAAAGUUCAAAGAGAGGACUUCAGCAGACUCAUUCAAAGUUUGGUGCUAUUGGAAAGUCUGCCAAUGAGAGUCAUUUUGUGAAUGCAAGCGUGCAAACCAUCCUGAAUAUGAUGAAACAUGGCAACUCACCUUCCCUUCAGGCAUACCCCGAAGCACCUGAACGCAGGGCUAUUAGUAAAAGAACUGUCCGAUGCAGACCCACCUCCUCUUACUCUAGUAAAUCCACUUCAAUUGGUGAUGGUUUGACUGAUCUAGUGAUGGCUAUGCAAGAUGAACUGGACCAAAUGAGUAUUGAACACCAAGAACUUUUGAAGCAAGUACAGGAAAGUCCAAGACUUUCAGUUAAUGAAGAAAUAGAAUAUGAACUGGAAUGUUCAGCUAGAAAAAUGGAAGUGAAAGGGGAGCAAAUAUGCAAACUGAAGAAAUAUCAAGAUCAUGUAAAUAAACUGCAACAAAAGUCUCAAAACUCAAAGAGUGAAGCAUUCAGCAUUGAACCAGAAGAUGAAAACCAUAAAAGAACAAAGAAUGUGCCAGUCAUGGUGGUCACCAGAAAGGGCACAAAUAAGACUAAGUCUCCACAGAAAAACUGCAGUUGUCAAAUGCCACAAAAGUGUUUCCAAAAGAUCCAAAUGACAUUGAGAAAAGACGACAUCAAGUGGGAACAGUAGAGCAAUGGUGUAAAAUUCAAUUUCAAUGAACCUUGCUAAUCACUGGGAAUUUUUAAUUGUCUGAAAUGAUUUUAAUUUAAUGUAACUUUUAAGAAUUUUCUAAUUAUGUUUCAUGCCCAUAAAGUAUUAAAUAAUAGUAUUUGAAAAAAAAAUUAAUGCUGAGUGACUUGCUAAGAGUUCCCCAGACUAAAUGAUUUCUUUCUCUUAUUCAUUGAAAUAUCAUGGCAUGAUUUCAUCGCAUUUCAGAAGAAUUAUUUAUUUUUGGACAUGUCUAGAACUAAGUUUUAGAAACAGCAUUGGCAAAAUUCAUUCAUGAAUAUGAAAUAAGGAACUUUAAAAUCUCUGAUAUUGAGGGAAAUGGAAUUGAUGCUUCUCAUCAACUUCAUAUUAGGUCUAUGAAUUAAUCUGUUUUUGGAGAAGAAGAAACUUUAGAUUAAAAGUAAUAACCUGAACACAUCUUUACUUGAUGAAUCUGUUCAUAACAUAACAACAUAACAUACUUGAGCUUAUAUCAUCCUACCUCCUUAAUUUUGCUUAUGAUCUUGAAAUACUCUUCUUUGAUCUCUGACUGUCCAAAUUCUACCCAGUCUUCAAAGCCCAACCCAAGUCACAUCUUCUGCAUGAAAUCAUUCCUGAUCACUUCAGUGGUUUGAAUCUCAUUUUUGCCGUGUUGAGUACCUAUUGUCCUAAAUACCUUAGGUUAAUCAUGUAAUAUCCUUGAACCUGUUUCCUCAUCUCCAAAAUUAAAGGUUAGAUAACCUAUGAGGUUCCUUCUACCUCCAAACCUAUGGUCUCUCCCUUCUUAAACUACUUACUCUCCCCAGUAUCUUCAAAAAUUGACAAUUUCUAACCCCCAAAUUGUCCAGCCUUGAGAAAGUAUUAUGAUUCAAAUAUAGAAGCUUCCCUUCUCUAUCUCUAUUUUUAUUUUAUAAAUAUCUUUACUCUAAUCCUCCUCUGCAAUUUUUAUUACUUUAAUGUUUUAUUUAACACUUAAGAUGGAACAUCAAUAUAACCAAAUAAACUUGCUUGUAA
Messenger RNA from Vombatus ursinus (common wombat), 2860 nucleotides. It is a transcript of the gene CEP57L1, whose product is annotated as centrosomal protein 57 like 1. Gene Ontology annotation, cellular component: centrosome. Gene Ontology annotation, molecular function: microtubule binding; identical protein binding; gamma-tubulin binding. Bases 434 to 1828 code for a protein of 464 amino acids. The record is from RefSeq and is a predicted model, not a curated record. NCBI's taxonomy places the organism in Eukaryota, Metazoa, Chordata, Mammalia, Diprotodontia, Vombatidae. The transcript is spliced from 12 exons.